UUCCUGGCGGCAGUUUCAGACAGGAUUGGAAUCGCGCGACUUGAAAUCUUUCAACAAAAAACAGUAAACAAACCCUGCAGACAUACAAAGAUGAGUUCCAGUAACGUCAAUCAUGAUGUCCUCGCUUCAGAUGUUGACAAUCCUAGAAGGGAAAACAGUCUUGCUGAUCCAUCUUCAGUCUCUGAAGGAGUGACACCCACAAGCUUAUUAAAGAUGAAAGAAAUAAUGGAAAAUCAGUGUUUUGAAAUGAAUGUUAAGGUCAGCAUGGGAAAACACAGAGAGUCAUGUGAAGCUGAUGCAGAUCUAUCCAAGUAUGAAAGUGAAAUAGAGCAAGCAAGACUUUCACACUUCAACAAAACACUGGUGUUAAACAGAAUGCAGAUUUGGAGCACGGUCAUCGAAAAGAUGAUUCAGAAUGGUGCAGAUGCUGAGGAACUAAAGGAACUGACUAAUCAGAACUCUGAGAUCUGUGAAAAGACCAUUCAAAUUUUAAAGGAAACACGAGAGCUUCAGGACCAGAUCACAGAUGUCCAAAAGCAAAGACUUGAUCUGAAAGGACAGAUAAAGAAAAAGAUGCAGGAGAUAAAUGAGUUGAAGCAGGAGAAGGAAAACCAAGGAGAGGUUCAGCAGAAAACCAAGGAAAGAGCUGAGGCUGUUCUGCAGAAAUACCAGAGGAUCACCACCAUCUUACAAAAUGUGCUCCGGGGAAUUAUACUGGCCAGUAAAGUAAACUGGAGAGAGGAUCCUAAGUUAUGCGACAUUGUGAUGAAACUGGAACACAUACCCAGCUAAAGAGGAAACCUUUAAACACAGCUCUUCAAUGUAAAUAUGCACGGUUGCCACAUUCAGAGUAAUGUUUUGUACAUUUAUGUAAAGUCAUGUGAAAGGAUGUUUUUCUUGUAUAUUCAGGCUUUUUAUAGCAAUAUUCAUUUUAUAUAUAAACUCUAGAGUUUCAAAAACAUCCUUAAUGUGAGAAAGGUGAUAUAAGCUUAGUUUACAUUUUAAAAAAUUAAUUUUAGACUAAUCC
Danio aesculapii is the source of this 1027-nucleotide messenger RNA. It is a transcript of the gene cenph, whose product is annotated as centromere protein H. The transcript is spliced from 10 exons. Gene Ontology annotation, molecular function: kinetochore binding. NCBI's taxonomy places the organism in Eukaryota, Metazoa, Chordata, Actinopteri, Cypriniformes, Danionidae. The record is from RefSeq and is a predicted model, not a curated record. Gene Ontology annotation, cellular component: nucleus; kinetochore. Gene Ontology annotation, biological process: mitotic spindle organization; chromosome segregation; kinetochore assembly. The coding region runs from base 91 to 792 and encodes 233 amino acids.